UCCUUCCAUGCCUCUCUCUCUCGUUGGUCCGUUGCCUGUUUAUAAAACUAACUUUGACCAAACGGAACCAACCAACCAACAAACAAAAACCCUUAUUACUAGCUUUCGGCGCUCUUUCUUUUUUAAUUAAUUAAUUAAUUAAUGUUUCCUUCCACAUUCAUUCCUCCUAAAUCCUAAUCCUAUUUAAUCGUCAUCUUAUCUUAUAAUAAUAAUAAUAAUCCCUAAUUAUCAAUCAACUUAAACUAAACACAAAGUGUAGUGUGUGAUUGUUAUCACUAGCUAAUUAUAUAAGCAGUAGUAGCAUGUGAACUUGUUUUGAACCAAAACAACAAACAAACACAACGCUACAGAAGAACUUUACUUCAAAAUAAACACUUCACGAAUCCGAAAAAUCUACCUACCCGCAUAUUCCAGAUAGAAAAUAUGGGAUUAGUCUGUAGCAAAAAUCGCCGUUAUCGUGAUUCUGAUCCCGAAGAAAAUGCACAGGCAGCAGAAAUUGAAAGAAGAAUAGAGUCAGAAACAAAGGCUGAAAAACAUAUUCAAAAACUUCUACUACUAGGUGCGGGAGAGUCAGGGAAGUCUACAAUCUUUAAGCAGAUAAAACUUUUGUUUCAAACUGGCUUUGAUGAGACUGAACUAAGAAGCUACACACCCGUCAUUUUUGCUAACGUGUAUCAGACUAUAAAAGUACUGCAUGAUGGGGCAAAGGAGUUGGCUCAGAAUGAUAGUAAUUCUUCAAAGUAUGCUAUAUCCGAGGAAAACAAGGACAUUGGUGAAAAACUUUCAGAAAUUGGAGGCAGGCUGGAUUAUCCACAUCUUACCAAGGAUCUUGCAAAGGAAAUAGAGACUCUGUGGGAGGAUGCUGCCAUUCAGGAAACAUAUGGCCGUGGUAAUGAACUUCAAGUUCCAGAUUGUACCAAAUAUUUCAUGGAAAAUUUGCAGAGGCUGUCUGAUACGAAUUAUGUUCCUACAAAGGAGGAUGUUUUAUAUGCAAGAGUCCGUACAACCGGUGUUGUGGAGAUCCAAUUCAGCCCCGUUGGAGAAAAUAAGAGAAGUGGUGAAGUCUAUAGACUCUUUGAUGUUGGUGGCCAGAGAAAUGAGAGGAGAAAAUGGAUCCAUCUUUUUGAAGGAGUUACAGCUGUAAUAUUCUGUGCCGCAAUUAGCGAGUAUGAUCAAACACUUUUUGAGGAUGAAAGCAAGAACAGAAUGAUGGAAACUAAGGAACUUUUCGAAUGGAUCCUGAAGCAACCAUGUUUUGAGAAAACAUCCUUCAUGUUAUUUUUAAACAAGUUUGACAUAUUCGAAAAGAAGAUCCUGAAUGUUCCACUCAACGUUUGCGAAUGGUUCAAAGAUUAUCAGCCAGUUUCAACAGGGAAACAAGAAAUCGAGCAUGCAUAUGAGUUUGUGAAGAAAAAGUUUGAGGAAUUGUACUUCCAGAGCUCUGCUCCUGACCGUGUAGAUCGUGUCUUCAAGAUAUACCGGACCACUGCUCUUGAUCAGAAGGUUGUGAAGAAGACUUUCAAACUUGUUGACGAGACGUUGAGGCGCAGGAAUCUUUUUGAAGCUGGAUUAUUAUAACCAUUGUGCAUAAGAGGGAUAAAAUAUUUUUACAUUGAAGAGGUAAUCAGAUUUUGGGUAUACUAGAGGUCAGGUAUACAACAGUAUAUAAUCAAUUUAUUGAUUCUAUGUCAAGUAAAUCAUGUUGAAUGAGUGGAUAGGGAAAGGCCUUUCGGAAUUCUUGAUCACCGCAAGUUAGUUGCGCUGAAAUUUUCAGAGAUGAUAUCAUGAUCUAUGAUGCAGUUUUUAUAGAUUGAAACUCACUAAUUAUAGAUUUCUUAUCCAAUGUUGAUGUUUAUUUAAUAUUAAUGACUAAUGAGGCUUUGCCUAUACCAACGCCUGUUGGUCGGCAGCUCGACGCAGUGAGGAGUUUGAUUUACCUUAAUUAAACAAGGUUUCGGGUUUGAAUCUUAUGAAUGGAAGGCAUAGCCACUAUCUUGUGUGAGCUUGUUUGUAGAUAAUUUGAAGAUUCUUAUGUUUGCUUUGUACCUA
Molecule: messenger RNA, 2049 nt
Organism: Trifolium pratense (red clover)
Lineage: Eukaryota; Viridiplantae; Streptophyta; Magnoliopsida; Fabales; Fabaceae
Product: guanine nucleotide-binding protein alpha-2 subunit
Exons: 14
Coding region: 424-1578 (384 amino acids)
Biological process (GO): adenylate cyclase-modulating G protein-coupled receptor signaling pathway
Cellular component (GO): heterotrimeric G-protein complex
Molecular function (GO): G-protein beta/gamma-subunit complex binding; G protein-coupled receptor binding; guanyl nucleotide binding
Source: RefSeq, a predicted model, not a curated record